Messenger RNA from Parastagonospora nodorum SN15, 717 nucleotides. RefSeq lists its product as hypothetical. Lineage: Eukaryota; Fungi; Ascomycota; Dothideomycetes; Pleosporales; Phaeosphaeriaceae. Gene Ontology annotation, molecular function: acyltransferase activity, transferring groups other than amino-acyl groups. The record is from RefSeq and is a predicted model, not a curated record. The coding region runs from base 1 to 717 and encodes 238 amino acids. The transcript has a single exon.
AUGGACGUAACCACUACCACUGAAUCGGCAUAUAUCGUUCUUCAGAUUCCCGCAUCAUCACCAAGAAUCAAGGAACUCGUCAUCAAGUUCCGAGACACCAGGCUCGCAGUCCUCCAAGCCGAUCCAGGAAGCAGUCUAGCACAAUACGAGGUUGAAUCUCAACUUCCAGACUCGAUAUGGCAUGGUCGACUCGCGGGUAACACAAAGUUCCUCGUAUGUGUACAGGCCACUGAUCGUACGCUUCCACCCGAGCAUCUUCUCCUGCAAGGGGACUGGGCUGGCUAUGCAGCGCUCCGAGAGCGUGUGAGUGUCGAGGAUUAUUAUCUCGUUCCGGAGCAACCAGUACCUGAAGAUCCAGAUAUAGAGAUUAGAUGGCAUUUGUACGAUCUCUACACUGUGCCCGCGCACCGUGGCCGCAACGUCGCGAAGAAGCUAGUGGCUGGCUGUGUAGCUGUGGUGGAGGGCGACCUCGGCAUGGACGAUAGCUACAAGAUAGCACGCUUAAGACUGUACGCCAACCCAAGCUAUUCGUGGCUCAUCAAAUGGUAUGAAAGAUUUGGUUUCAAGGAGGGGGGCAGAGUGAACUUGAGGCAAGGCUUUGUGGCCAGCGCCAUGCAAGACAGCGUGCCAAAGGACACGACUAGUACGCGAGAACUGUGGGAGAGGUGGGAAAGGCCAUUUGCUUACAUCAUGGAGAGGGUAUUCGAGGUUGCUUGA